Messenger RNA from Rubroshorea leprosula, 3055 nucleotides. The record is from the annotation of a GenBank genome assembly. NCBI's taxonomy places the organism in Eukaryota, Viridiplantae, Streptophyta, Magnoliopsida, Malvales, Dipterocarpaceae.
CUGGGAUUUAGAAACGUUUGAAUUGAUUGGAUCCGCCAGACCUGAGGCUACUGGGGUUCGCUCAAUUACCUUUCAUCCUGAUGGGAGAACCCUUUUUUGUGGAUCAGAUGAAGCUUUGAAGGUUUAUUCAUGGGAACCUGUAUUUUGCCAUGAUUCUGUUGAUAUAGGAUGGUCCACGCUUGGUGACCUUUGCAUUCAUGAAGGAAAACUUUUGGGUUGUUCAUAUUAUCAAAAUUCUGUUGGAGUUUGGGUAGCAGAUAUUUCGCAUAUUGAGCCAUAUGGAGGUCUAACUGUACCAGAACAAGACAAUCGCAUGGAAAAGAAACAGGAUUUCAAUGAAAGUCAUCCCUUGGAGAAAGUAGGGAAUGGUUUGAGGUCAACUUUGGGGUUAUUCUCCAUGUCUUCUGAUGAUGAGACAAAAGAUAUAAAAAACAUAUACAUAGACACUACUGCUGGAAAUUCUUUUGCUUCACAGAGAGUUGGCUCUUUAAAUUCUCCAAAAUUGAUGCUCCCAUUGGAUCCAAAUGAGACAAGUAAUUUGCCAACAGAAAAACAGAGUCCAGUGGUAGAGAUUCACCUAAAAUCUAAUGGACAAGCAGUUAACAAAUCAAUCUUUGUGCCUAGUGUUGUGUCUAGGGAUAGUCCCGUUGAGAAGGACACUUCCAAAUCUGGAAAAGAAUCUAUCACUUUUUCAAGGACAAAACCGGGUAUGUUGCUUAGGCCUGCUCAUUCCAGGAAGCCAUCUAAUAGCAAGCAUGAAAUUGGAAAUUUGUCAGCAGAAUCUGAGUCUGUGACUCUAAGCAAUACAAAAAGCAAGUUAGAUAGUGAAAGGCACCUGAAUUCUGAGACGACAAUCAAAGCAGAGGAUGGAGCUAUUAAAUCUUGUGAAGAUAAGUGUGUAGACAUCAAGCUUGCUGCAGAAAACUUUGAGAAGACUUUAUCAUCACUGACAACCCAUAAACAAGAAACUAGUAAUGAUUCUCGUGAUUGCAACAAAGAUACAACCUGUGUUAAAUUUGUAAAUGGAGUGGCAGUUGUUCCAGGAAGAACUCGCACUCUGGUAGAGAGGUUUGAAAGAAGAGAGAAAUUUAAUAGCAUUGAAAGUGAGACAACUGAAACAGAUAAAACACCAACCAUGAUGAAAGCAGAGACUCAAACAGAAAGGCAAUUGGCAUCCACUGGUAAUCAAAGUACUACUGAAAGUAUUCUUUCCAGAAGGAAAUCAACCUCUCCUGGUGAUAUGACCUUUCUUGAUGGUCAAGUUACUAGAACAGCAUCAACCUUGGCCAACGACAGGGAGGUUGCUACUGUUACUGGAAGCCAAUUGACCCCUUCUGGUAGUCAAAAUAUCACUGAAAGUCAACUUUCUAGAAUGGUUUCAACCUCUACUGAUGAUAGGACCACUCUUGGAAGUCAAAUUAAUAGAAAGCAAUCAACCUUUGCCAGUGAAAGGAAAGUUACCAUUAUUGAGAGUGAAAGUUCUGGAAGGGAGUUAACCCCUGUUGGUGAUGAGAUAGUAUCUCGAAGUCAAAUUAGCAGACAGGGGUCUAGCUUUGCUAAUGAUAAGAAAGUUGCUGCCACUGAAAUCCAAACUUCUAAAAGGGAAUCAACCUCUCAGGGCAAUGAGACUAUUCUUGCAAGUCAAGUUAAUAGAAUGGGAUCAACCUUUGCCUAUGACAGGAGAGUUACCAUUGCUGAGAGUGGAAGAAAUUCUAAAAGAGAAUCAGUCCCUGCUGGUGAUGAGCUCAUAUUUGGAAGUCAAAUUAGUAGACAGAGAUCAAGCUUUGCUAAUGAUAGGAAAGUUUUUAAUUCUGAAAUUCAAAAUUCUAGAAGGGAAUCAACCUCUCCUGCAGAUGGGACUGUUCUUGCAAGUCAAGUUACUAGAAUUGGAUCUGCUUUUGCUCAUUAUAGGAAGGAUUCUAUUACUGAAAUUCAAAUUUCUAGAAGAGAAUGGGCCACUGCUGGUGAUGACAAUGUUAAAGGGGAAUCUGUCUCUACUAAUGACAGAGAUAUUACUGAAAACCUGAUGGAGACUCAUGAUGUAUUCUUAAGCACACUACGCUCACGCUUAACUAAAUUACAGGUGGUGAGGCAUUUUUGGGAGCGGAAUGACAUUAAAGGAGCUAUCAGUGCCUUGCAGAAACUUCCAGAUCAUUCUGUGCAAGCAGACAUAAUCAGUGUUCUCAUGGAAAAAAUGGAGAGCUUCACGUUGGAUCUUUUUUCUUCCUUGCUUCCCGUACUUAUGAGCAUGCUGGAUAGCCAAAUGGAGAGGCAUGUUAGUGUCUCGUUGGAUAUGCUUCUGAAGCUUGUAGCAGUUUUUGGUCCAGUAAUACACUCGACAAUCUCAGCACCUCGUGCUGUUGGUGUUGAUCUUCAUGCCGAGCAGAGGUGCCGUUCUUGAAUAUUAUGAGGGGCAUUAGUCUCAGUUUCUCCAGAACUACUGUUUGAUGAAAGUUAUUUUUUUGUUUUUGCUUGUUUUAUCCAAACUUUUUUCUCACAGGCGAGAAUGGUGCAAUCAAUGCUUUAUGCAACUACAAAAGAUUCAGAAACUUCUUCCAGCAAUCAUAAGGAGAGGUGGAGUGCUAGCAAGAAGUGCUCAGGAAUUGAAUCUACUUCUACAACAAUUGUAAUGCCAUGGCAGCAUCUCUCACUGAAACACGAAACAAUGGUUCCACUAAUACUCCUUACAACAAGAUACAAUAUGUGGGUGGCUUUAUCACAACUCUCUUCUUAUACUGCAAAACCUCAGGAUUUUGUCGUGCCCCUUCCUGGCGUUCUUGUCUCAUCCUCACGUCCAUCAGUAACACAAGCACUAGCUUUGAGUCAGUUCCUUCACUUGCAGCUCCAACUGAUCAAGGAUGGAAAAAGAUACCUAGAAACCUCGGUGUUUUUUUGGGCACUACUCGAGAAUAUCCUCAUUGUCAUUCUUCAAUUUGUGAUAUUGUUGUCUGUAUCAUUCAAAUACAUGUAAUUUUGCGGCAAUUCAAGUGUAUACUGCUCCUCUAAUAUUCAAUGAAAAUCUGAGAAGGAAGCAAGUCACCCAGGAUCGGACUCC